Messenger RNA from Aspergillus eucalypticola CBS 122712, 831 nucleotides. RefSeq lists its product as uncharacterized. The record is from RefSeq and is a predicted model, not a curated record. NCBI's taxonomy places the organism in Eukaryota, Fungi, Ascomycota, Eurotiomycetes, Eurotiales, Aspergillaceae. Bases 112 to 567 code for a protein of 151 amino acids. The transcript has a single exon.
CGAAAUCUGAUUUCCACGCGAGCAAUUCCGAAGCCCAAUCAGAGGUGACACAAAUGUGUCAAGGGAGAGCCAGAUAUCCUUGGCAGUGGGAAGGGUGAAAAGCCAUGGUCGAUGGGAAGGAAAUCCAACCAGCCCAGCCGAGCUCAAUGUAGCAACCACCGAACAACCACCGACACCUCAGCCAUCAACCUUCUGGAUUCAGUAAGUAGCCGAUCAUGUGAGACCAUGAUCACGCCCAUCCUUCCCGUUUUGCAUGGAUGUUUGCUUGCUCUGGUACUAUCAUCCCCUUCCGCCGCUGGGUUUAAAUCGCCUUCUUUUUUUUUUUUUCUUUUUUUCUCACUCCAUCCUCUUCUUACCCUCCCCCCUUCUCACUUCCCCUCCAUUCAUCGCAAUCCACAUCCCCUAUCGGCUAGGAGGGAAGAGAGCCAUCGCGGCCCCUACCCUAGCGUCCGCGAUUAUCGAAUAAUAGCUCCAAUUGCGGGCCAAAACAUUCUGAGUCCACGUCGCCGUCUCGGAGAAAUGGGGAGGUCCAACCCUGUCGAUUCAAUUCACCAGGUGUCAGACUAGACCACUCGGAAAAUGCCCGUCGUCGUCUGGGUUGCAUCACCUAGCUUCAUUGCUGUCGACAAAAUUCGUUCCUUUGGUGCCCACUAACCUCAACAGCUUUCCUGCAUCGGUGGGCAUCUCCGAGCGCACCUAGACCUGGUGUUACCCUGGUCUAGUGCAGCUGUCAUGCCUCCACUCAUGUAGCUUAGGCAGAACCGACCGUUCUAGGCAGGUGUGACCCUCACUUCACUGUCCGGAAUCACAGGGUGUACUAUCAUCUGGCAG